CUGAAAUCGUUGUAAUUUUACUCGGUUACUAAGCGCUUGGUUGUCAAGUCCUAACGCCCGACAGUCAUUUUUAGCAUUAAGCAAAUGGUGAUGAGCCUGCGAGUGUCGGAGCUGCAGGUGCUGCUGGGAUACGCUGGGCGCAACAAACACGGGCGCAAACACGAGCUUCUGACUAAGGCGCUGCACCUGCUGAAGGCCGGCUGCAGCCCCGCUGUGCACAUGAAGGUCAAAGAGCUCUACCGACGACGUUUCCCGGCCAAAAUGGUGUCCCAUUCAGAGCUGGCCAUGCCCGGGCCGCACCACCCGGCCUCAGCUGGUGUGGUGGGAGGCGGGGGCGCCGCACUGCCCUCCGGCCUGACACAGCUGGCUUACGAGGGUCACGGCGGAGCCCCGUCGCCCGCUGCCUUACUGCCCCUCUCGCUGCUGGGCCCCGGGAAGCACGAGCUGACGGGGCUGACGCACCACCUAUCCGGCUCCACGCUGCACCCGGUCCACCCGGACGUGAAGCUGCAGAGGCUGCCCUUCUACGACCUGCUGGAUGAGCUCAUCAAGCCCACCAGUCUAGCGUCAGACAACAGCCAGCGAUUUCAGGAGACGUGUUUCGCCUUUGCAUUAACGCCACAACAAGUCCAGCAGAUCAGCAGCUCGAUGGACAUCUCGGGGACCACAUGUGAUUUCUCAGUUCAAGUUCAGUUGCGGUUUUGCCUGUCGGAGACGAGCUGUCCUCAGGAAGACCAUUUUCCACCCAAUCUGUGUGUGAAAGUCAACGGGAAGCCAUGUAACCUUCCGGGUUAUCUUCCUCCAACCAAAAACGGCGUAGAGCCCAAGCGGCCGAGCCGGCCCAUCAACAUUACCUCUCUGGUCAGACUGUCCACCACCGUGCCCAACACCAUCGUGGUGUCGUGGACCGCUGAGAUCGGAAGGAGUUACUCCAUGGCAGUUUACUUGGUGAAGCAGCAGUCGUCCACAGUGUUGCUACAGAGACUACGAGCCAAAGGCAUCAGGAACCCCGACCACUCCAGAGCUCUCAUCAAAGAGAAGCUCACAGCAGACCCAGACAGUGAAAUAGCCACGACCAGCCUUCGAGUGUCGCUGCUCUGCCCGCUGGGGAAGAUGCGGCUGAUGAUCCCAUGCCGGGCGCUGACAUGCUCCCACCUGCAGUGCUUUGACGCCACACUGUACAUCCAGAUGAACGAGAAGAAGCCCACCUGGGUGUGUCCUGUCUGCGACAAGAAGGCUCCCUACGAACACCUCAUCAUCGACGGGCUUUUCGUGGAGAUCCUCAACAGCUGCAUGGACUGUGAUGAGAUCCAGUUCAAGGAGGAUGGCAGCUGGGCCCCCAUGAGGUCUAAGAGGGAAGUGCAGGAGGUCUCCUCUGCUUCCUAUAGCAACGGGCUGGAUGGUUCAUGUCGGACGUCUGCAGGCUCGGACCAGCGGGGCUCGUCCAACAGCCACGGUGACAGCAGCAAUAGACAGAAGGUGGAGGUGAUCGACUUGACGCUAGACAGCUCCUCAGAAGACGAGAGCCAGGAUUCACCGCCUUCGCCACCGCCGCCACUUCCUCCUCCGCCCAAAAGACCGUGUCCCUCCAUGUCCCCGCCCUCUCCGCCACACAACAAAGGGGUGUUGAACCUGCACCACCAGGUCUCUCCUGUCAGCUGCACUCCCAGCAUGCCUGCCGUGGACACAAGCUACAUCCCUCCUGUCCCCCCCCUCAUUCAGGACUACAGACCGUACUACCACACCCCCACCGACCUGUCAGAGUUGAGCUUCUUCUCGUUUCUUCAAGGUGACAAUCAUCAGCAUUACAACAUGGUGAUGGCUGCCGCGGCCGCAGCUUCAGCCUCAGACGACCACGAGCUGCUUCUCAACCGCUUCCUGCCCUACAGCACCUCCUCCUCCUCCUCCUCACAGCUGUUCCUCGACCAAUCAGGAGGCUCCUCAGCCCCCUCGCUGACCGUGCCCACCAACGGAGCAAGCAACUCGGGCAGCAGCAGCAGCAGUCUGGUGUCGUCAAGCAGCCUCCGCGACACACACUCCACACACUCGUCUUCACACUCCUCACACACACACCCCGUGGUGGUGGCCACCCGGAGCAGCGCUGAGGCGGCAGUGGCAGCGAUUUACGGCGGGAUACCUGACGUUAUAUCGUUGGACUGACUGGAGAGCAGUCAGAACUACACUUUGGGUCCAGCUGAGAUCCAGUAACACACGUUUUUUGACUACAGGGUGAAGUUUUGAUCCAGAAAGUUGACUGGCGCCAAGUCAUCACACUUUGUGGAGUCCUAAUGAGGAGAGUGCCUCAACGAGAGCACUAAUAUUAUAUAUUAUAUAAUAUUAACAGAGGGUUCUCUUCACUAGACAGAGCGGUGGACUUCUGUUUGUGUACUGACUUCAGAUCAGGAACCUGUCCAGCAUGUUUAUGGUACCAACGCGGCACAAACAGCAAAGACUCUACUUGAGCAAAUCACACAAAGGACAAAUGCUCUUUUCUACAAAAACGAGGAGUUAGCACCGUGUACAGAGAACAAAUAUAUUUUCCUCUUUUACUUUUGUAUGUUAUAUCGGAAAAUGUUCAGUCAAGUGAGCUGCUUCAAUUGCUGCUUUUAAUUAGAGGACUGAGGUUGCAUUUCCCUUUUUUCUCUCAAAGCUUUGAUAUAACGCCUGUUGCCAUGUGGUCGUCUUUUGCUUCUCUUUUUGUCCUGCUUACAUUUAGCUUUAUUUGCAUUUCUACAAUAUGAACUUAAAGGUCCCAUGUCAUGGCCAUUUCCACUGAUCACAAUUCCAUUGUUGAGGUCUACUAGAAUAGAUUUA
Messenger RNA from Notothenia coriiceps (black rockcod), 2814 nucleotides. RefSeq names its product E3 SUMO-protein ligase PIAS1-like. The record is from RefSeq and is a predicted model, not a curated record. The transcript is spliced from 13 exons. Gene Ontology annotation, biological process: protein sumoylation; regulation of transcription by RNA polymerase II. Gene Ontology annotation, cellular component: chromatin. The coding region runs from base 85 to 2160 and encodes 691 amino acids. NCBI's taxonomy places the organism in Eukaryota, Metazoa, Chordata, Actinopteri, Perciformes, Nototheniidae. Gene Ontology annotation, molecular function: transcription coregulator activity; SUMO ligase activity; zinc ion binding.